Aspergillus bombycis is the source of this 426-nucleotide messenger RNA. Its product is annotated as RPEL repeat-containing protein. The record is from RefSeq and is a predicted model, not a curated record. Lineage: Eukaryota; Fungi; Ascomycota; Eurotiomycetes; Eurotiales; Aspergillaceae. The transcript is spliced from 3 exons. The coding region runs from base 1 to 426 and encodes 141 amino acids.
AUGACAAUGGUCAACGCCGUCGACGAAACCUCCCUCGCCACAUCGCCUCUCGAGCGCCGCAAUUCCCUGGAGAAGCAUCUCCUGAACCGUCCUGAUCCCCAGGAUCUCAAAGAGAGACACAUCCUCCUCGACACCAAUGUUGCUCCAUCCAUCCAAGCAGCGAGACAGGAACUAGACCGUCAGCGCACAACCGACAGUCUGAAGAAACAUCUCGAGCACAGACCGGAGCGCGAGGAACUGGUUGAGCGCAAUAUCCUCCCGCAUAUCAACGCAGCCCCGGCGCUUCAGGCCCACGCCCGCGAAUUAGAGAAACAUAUGUUGGCUGAUCAUCUCGACCAGAAGAUUCAGAGCCGGCCGCAGCCGGAGGAUCUUAUGGCUCAGGGGAUCUUGACGGAGGAUGAGGAUCCGAGGGAGCCAACUUUCUGA